AGUCAGGCAUCUGGAAGGGCAGUCCAUGGAGGUCCUAAAUCCUUUAACGCGGACAUGCGCACAAGAAAAUUUCUCUUUCUCGGUGGACGCAAUGGCGGACGCAGAAAAAAAGGUUCCGGCUGUCCCUGAGAGCCUUUUGAAAAGGCGAAAGGCCUUCGCCACCAUGAAGGCCAUGCGCGUCAAGAAGAUGCUGGCUGAGAAAAAGGCCCGCAAAGUGACCAGGAAACUGAUCUACAAGAGGGCUGAGAAGUACCACAAAGAGUACAGGCAGAUGUACAGGCGUGAAAUCCGCCUGGCCCGUACUGCUCGCAAAGUGGGAAACUACUAUGUGCCAGCUGAGCCCAAACUGGCCUUUGUCAUCAGGAUCAGAGGUAUCAACGGUGUUAGCCCCAAGGUCCGCAAAGUUCUGCAGCUGCUCCGUCUGCGCCAGAUCUUCAAUGGUGUGUUCGUCAAGCUGAACAAGGCCUCAAUCAACAUGCUCAGGAUUGCUGAGCCUUACAUCGCUUGGGGAUACCCCAACCUGAAGUCUGUGCGUGAGCUCAUCUACAAACGUGGCCAUGGCAGGAUGAGGAAACAGCGCAUUGCCCUCACAGACAACGCUCUGGUGGAGAAGGCUCUUGGCAAAUAUGGCAUCAUCUGUGUUGAGGACCUCAUCCAUGAGAUUUACACAGUUGGAAAGAACUUCAAGCCCGCCAACAACUUCCUGUGGCCCUUCAAGCUGUCGUCACCCCGUGGUGGAAUGAACAAGAAGACCACACACUUUGUGGAGGGAGGAGACGCUGGCAACAGGGAGGAUCAGAUCAACAGACUGAUCAGGAGGAUGAACUAAAGUUGUGCUGAAAUUAAGCCAACAAUGUCUGAAACCACAUCUUAGCCAUUAAGUGUCAGAUCACCCAGUUAAGCAGCAGAUGGUUUAUUCUGUGCACAGGGAUGAAGCAAUGCAAGGUCAAGUCUAAUUUGGUUCAAACAAUCUCAAAAGCUUAGAUCCCUUUUAAGUAAUGUGGUGGUGAUUUCAUCCCAAAAGACUUAAUAAAAGCGAAUAAAAGGGUCUGGUAACAAAUCAGUCAUGUUUCUCCAAAAUAGUCCUAUAACUGUUUUUUUUUUCUUUCUUUCUUUCUUUCUUUUUUCAGGUUUUCAAAGGACUCAAAGUGUACAAUAAACUUGGAAAAAAAACCUG
This is a messenger RNA of Lates calcarifer (barramundi perch), 1177 nucleotides long. RefSeq names its product ribosomal protein L7 (gene rpl7). The transcript has 7 exons. Gene Ontology annotation, molecular function: RNA binding; structural constituent of ribosome. Bases 26 to 829 code for a protein of 267 amino acids. The record is from RefSeq and is a predicted model, not a curated record. Gene Ontology annotation, biological process: maturation of LSU-rRNA from tricistronic rRNA transcript (SSU-rRNA, 5.8S rRNA, LSU-rRNA). Gene Ontology annotation, cellular component: cytosolic large ribosomal subunit. Lineage: Eukaryota; Metazoa; Chordata; Actinopteri; Centropomidae.